AUGCAGGACAACGAUGUACCGUAUCUCGCUACCCGGGAGAAGUCGACUGCGAACCAGGCUCAGUCGACGACGCAAGCUGAGCAGACAUCUCAGGCGCAGCAGACUGCACCUACUUCGAAUCAGCAACAGCAACAACAGACUCUUGUCGAUGCUGCUGCAACGACACCUCAACCUGCUGCUUCAUCGCCGCAAGCUACACAAGCAGAAUCAACGCCCAGCUGGUCAUCAACACAAACAUAUGAUGACGGCAAAUGGACCAGCUCCAAUCCCACAGCGUCAGCCACCGAGGCCUCAUAUACGAUAACAUCGACCGGCACAGACAUCGUGCUUGGGAUUUCAACUUCGAGUGACUCUUUGACAACGUUCACGACCAGCACCAUGUCGGACAAAUCACACUCGCAAAGCAUGACUUCUUCAACAACAGGUGCUAUGAAGACAGACGAUCCGAUGGCUCAAGCAGGUCAAAAUACAAACACGCGGGCGGGACAAAUAGCGGGAAUUGUCUCAGGAUCGGUUGCUGCUGCGAUGCUUGUUGGAUUGGUUGUGAUGUAUUCAAUAUUCAAGAGGAGGAAGCGACAUCCCUUGGCUUGAGAAUAUUUUAAGAGUGUAGGAGGGCAUAGGGCAUGCUGUGCUCGGCGGGUUCCGAGUAAUGUGUGGUGCUCCACACUUUGGAAUGCAUUGUUUGAUCUAUGUGGGCAAUUGGGAGAGCGUCUUGCGAGAUGGUCCUAGGUCUCGACUAAAUUUUCAUGUAAAAUCAGCAUGAGCGAAAUGGAAGCAUUGCAAAGGAAAGACGUUAGAGGAUCGAAGCAGACAUAAAAAGAAAAAU
Molecule: messenger RNA, 826 nt
Organism: Cercospora beticola
Lineage: Eukaryota; Fungi; Ascomycota; Dothideomycetes; Mycosphaerellales; Mycosphaerellaceae
Product: EGFR-like transmembrane domain-containing protein
Source: RefSeq, a predicted model, not a curated record